CCGCCAGACCCCGGAGCCCGGCGGAGCCCAGCCGCACCUGCAGGGGAAGCGCUCCGGACGCCGUCCUUCCCCGGAGGCGCCAGGCUCUUGAACCUGAUCUACAAUGGAAAAACUGCUUUUGUUUCUGCUGUUCAUUGGCAUAGCUGUGAGAGCUCAGAUCUGCCCGAAGCGCUGUGUCUGUCAGAUUUUGUCUCCGAACCUUGCCACCCUUUGUGCCAAGAAAGGGCUCUUGUUUGUUCCUCCCAACAUUGACAGGAGGACCGUGGAGCUACGGCUGGCAGACAACUUUGUUACAAACAUUAAAAGGAAAGACUUUGCCAACAUGACCAGCCUGGUGGACCUGACACUGUCCAGGAAUACAAUCAGUUUUAUUACACCUCACGCAUUUGCUGACUUGCGCAAUUUGCGGGCUUUGCAUUUGAACAGCAACCGAUUGACUAAGAUCACCAAUGACAUGUUCAGUGGACUCUCCAAUCUUCACCACUUGAUACUUAACAACAACCAGCUGACUUUAAUUUCUUCCACAGCUUUCGAUGAUGUUUUAGCUCUUGAGGAAUUGGAUUUAUCAUACAACAAUCUGGAGACCAUCCCCUGGGAUGCGGUGGAGAAGAUGGUUAGUUUGCACACACUCAGUCUGGACCACAACAUGAUUGACCAUAUCCCUAAGGGGACCUUCUCCCACCUCCACAAGAUGACCAGGUUGGACGUCACGUCUAACAAACUGCAGAAGCUACCGCCUGAUCCUCUCUUCCAGCGAGCUCAGGUACUGGCAACCUCAGGAAUUAUCAGCCCCUCAACUUUUGCGUUGAGCUUUGGUGGGAACCCUUUGCAUUGCAACUGUGAGCUUUUGUGGCUGAGGCGUCUUUCGAGGGAAGAUGACCUGGAGACCUGUGCUUCUCCCACGCUCUUGUCUGGCCGGUACUUCUGGUCGAUCCCUGAGGAGGAGUUCCUGUGUGAGCCUCCUCUCAUCACCCGGCACACCCACGAGCUGCGGGUGCUGGAGGGCCAGCGGGCAGCCCUGCGGUGUAAGGCCCGGGGGGACCCCGAACCAGCAAUUCAUUGGAUCUCACCUGAGGGCAAACUGAUCUCAAACGCAACGAGGUCCAUGGUAUACGACAAUGGGACGCUCGACAUCCUUAUAACGACGGUGAAGGACACGGGCUCCUUCACCUGCAUUGCUUCCAAUCCAGCCGGGGAGGCCACGCAGACAGUGGACCUGCACAUCAUCAAACUGCCCCACUUGCUGAACAGCACCAACCACAUUCACGAGCCCGACCCUGGCUCCUCGGAUAUCUCCACUUCCACCAAGUCGGGCUCCAAUGCAAGCAGUAGCAAUGGGGAUACUAAAGUCAGCCAGGAUAAGAAGGUGGUCGUUGCAGAAGCAACAUCCUCUACGGCUCUGCUGAAAUUCAAUUUUCAGAGGAAUAUACCAGGGAUACGUAUGUUCCAAAUCCAGUACAAUGGUACUUACGAUGACUCCCUUGUUUACAGAAUGAUACCUCCCACAAGCAAAACCUUCCUGGUCAACAACCUGGCGGCUGGGACUGCAUACGACCUGUGUGUCCUGGCCAUCUAUGACGAUGGGAUCACCUCGCUCACGGCCACCCGGGUGGUGGGCUGCACGCAGUUCACCACCGAGCAGGAUUACGUGCGCUGCCACUUCAUGCAGUCCCAGUUCCUGGGUGGGACCAUGAUUAUCAUCAUCGGUGGGAUCAUUGUGGCCUCCGUGCUCGUGUUCAUCAUCAUCCUCAUGAUCCGCUACAAGGUGUGCAACAACAACGGGCAGCAGAAGGCCACCAAGGUCAGCAACGUGUACUCACAGACGAAUGGGGCUCAGAUCCAGGGCUGCAGCGGGGUGCUGUCGCAGUCCAUGUCCAAGCAGGCUGUUGGGCACGAAGAGGGCGUCCAGUGCUGCAAGGCUGCCAGCGACGGUGCCGCCCUCUCGCCGGAGAGCGGCCCCAGCCAGGACUCGGCCACCACUACCUCCGCUUUGCCUCCCACCUGGACUUCCAGCACUUCUGCCCCCCAGAAGCAGAAGCGAAAGCCGGGGCCAAAGCCAAGCAGCGAGCCACAGAGCGACGCUGGCAGCAGCACAGAGUCCCAGAACACUAACAGAAAUAACUCCACUGCCCUGCAGUUAGCUAGCCGUCCCCCCGACUCUGUCCGAGGGGCCCCCACCUACAAAAGAGCACAAUCCAAGCCAAAAGCUGGGGCUGAUCCGCAGGACGCCUGCCCUUCUCCACUUCCUGAAAGCGUUGCCACCGAUGUUCUUACCCGGCAGAAAACAGUACAGUUUCAGCUUGCCGAAGAUUAAUGUGUCUGCUCACCCCAGUGAAACCUUUACUUGAAGCUGCCACCGAAGGCAAGAGGCCGUUGAGGUUGGCUGCAUCGGAUAAACUUUCUUCCCCCUUCCCAGAUUGCCCAUCUCCCAUCUGCCACAUUUAGUCUGAAUACCUUUUUUUCUGGUGUCCAAGGUUUUUAUAAAACUAAACAUUAUGAAAAAUCUGGUGGCAACAGCUGCAGUCCCAAGUCAUGUUAAAUGUCGCCAGUGGUGAGG
This is a messenger RNA of Calypte anna (Anna's hummingbird), 2557 nucleotides long. RefSeq names its product leucine rich repeat and fibronectin type III domain containing 5 (gene LRFN5). NCBI's taxonomy places the organism in Eukaryota, Metazoa, Chordata, Aves, Apodiformes, Trochilidae. Gene Ontology annotation, molecular function: protein binding. Bases 104 to 2314 code for a protein of 736 amino acids. The record is from RefSeq and is a predicted model, not a curated record. The transcript is spliced from 4 exons.